AUGGCGGCGGCUGCCCUCGCGCAUGCCACAGCCGGCCUCACCUACAGCUGCCUGCCUCCCGCAACUGGCCUUGCUCGCCACAGCAAGCCUCCCACAGCUCGCCCACCCGCCAUCGCGCGGCCUCCGGCCGUGCCGUCCCCCGCCUGGCCUCCUGCAGCUGUCUCGCCCGCCACCGCUCGCCUCCCGCUGGCUUCGCCCGCCGCUGCAAGCCUCCUGCGGCUCGCCCCGCCCGCCGCCACGCGGCCUCCGGCACUCGGUCGCGCCAUCCUCCGCCCGGCCUCCCGCAGCCGCAGCGCCUCAAGGAAGCAGAUCGCGCGAAACCGGAGCCGGAGCCCUACCAAAGAGGGCCUAUAG
This is a messenger RNA of Panicum virgatum (switchgrass), 354 nucleotides long. RefSeq names its product classical arabinogalactan protein 4-like. The record is from RefSeq and is a predicted model, not a curated record. The transcript has a single exon. NCBI's taxonomy places the organism in Eukaryota, Viridiplantae, Streptophyta, Magnoliopsida, Poales, Poaceae. The coding region runs from base 1 to 354 and encodes 117 amino acids.